This is a messenger RNA of Camellia sinensis, 2519 nucleotides long. Its product is annotated as putative protein phosphatase 2C 23. Lineage: Eukaryota; Viridiplantae; Streptophyta; Magnoliopsida; Ericales; Theaceae. Gene Ontology annotation, molecular function: protein serine/threonine phosphatase activity. Gene Ontology annotation, biological process: protein dephosphorylation. The record is from RefSeq and is a predicted model, not a curated record.
GCCCACCAAAAAGAAUCAUCUCAAAUAAAAACAAAUAAAAUCAACAAAAAGCAAUACCAAACACAUCCAUCAUAUCUUCGCUAAAAGUCAACUCCUCUCUCUCUCUCUCUCGCCCUCCCCUGCAUUUUCUUCUUAUCUGCUUUUCUCACCUCCCUCCUAUUCUCUCUCAACUGAACCAGAGCUUCUACCAUGAACAAUCAGCUAUAGACCUCUCUCUCUCUCUCUCUCUGUCUCUCUCUCCCUCUCCCCUAAAAUUCUUGAAAUGGGUAAUGGUGUAGGCAAGCUCAACCUCUGCUUCGCCGGAGACGCCGGCGAAAUCUCACGCCGGCGACACCACAUCUCCGUCUACCUCUCCGACCCUCUCGACGACGGUUUAGGCCACUCCUUCUGCUACUUCCCCCAAGACUCCUCUCUCCUCUCCUCCUCCUCCUCCUCCACCACCACCUUCAAAUCCAUCUCCGGCGCCUCUCUCUCCGCCAACACUACCACUCCUCUCUCUACAUCGCUCAUCGAUCUCUCUCUCUACAACACCGCCUCUCUCGACAAAGCCUCUUCAUUCCAGAGCUCCGACUCCUUCGCUUCAAUUCCUCUCCAACCCAUUCCUCGGAAUUCAAUUCCCUCUGUUCGUUCCAGCCCAAUUCCCCCAACCUCCGGAGCUAUUCCUAGCUCCGGACCGAUCGAACGAGGAUUCCUCUCUGGUCCGAUCGAGCGGAACUUCAUUUCGGGUCCAUUAGAAAACCAAUACGAUCAUCUCCAGAGAUAUAAGCCUAACUACAAGAAAUGGGAUAUGAUCAGAAAUCUCAAAAAAACGAUCGCAAGGGUUGCUUCGGGGAAAGUUUCGGAUUGGACUAAUGGGUUGGACAAGAACAAUGAGAAUGGUACAGUGAAUAGUGGCAAAAAUUUUAAUAGACAAGUGAGCUUAGUUGAUGAUUGUGAUGAGUCUUUUAAGAGUAUGAAUGUUCAGUGGGCACAAGGAAAAGCCGGUGAGGAUCGAGUUCAUAUCGUGAUACCAGAGGAACAGGGAUGGGUAUUUGUUGGAAUUUAUGAUGGAUUCAAUGGUCCUGAUGCUACUGAUUAUUUGCUCAAUAAUCUCUACUCCAAUGUUCAUCAAGAGCUCAAUGGAUUGCUAUGUAAUAACAAGUCCAAGAAUGAUGAUCCAUAUCUGAUGGCAGACCACAUGUUUGAUAAAUGUUUACAAUGUUCUGAAACAGAGGAUCAUCCAUGUGGGUAUGGGGAUUUGGAAUUAUAUUGCGAUUCGAGGACAAAGAGGCGAAAGAAAUCCAAGCAAAAAUGGGAGGAAAGAUUGGAGCUUGGAAAUUUGAGUAACUUGGAAAAUGUUGGAAUCAAUCAUUCUGAUAUCUUGAAAGCUCUUUCCGUGGCAUUGAGGAAGACGGAGGAGUCGUUUUUGGAGAUUGCUGAUACGAUGUUGCCAGAGAAUCCAGAGUUGUCUUUGAUGGGUUCUUGUGUUUUGGUGAUGUUGAUGAAAGGGGAAGAUGUUUAUUUGAUGAAUGUGGGGGAUAGUAGGGCUGUUCUAGCUCGGAAAUCUGAACCCGACUUGGCAAGUAUCAAUGAGGAGAAUUUGAAUGAUUUUGAAGCAUUUGAUUGUUUACCAAACUUGAUUUCUCUUCAGCUCACAAUGGAUCAUAGCACUUCAGUGGAAGAGGAAGUGAAGAGAAUUAAGAAGGAACAUCACAGUGAUUCUUCUGCGAUAUCAAAUGAUAGAGUGAAAGGUUCAUUGAAGGUCACUCGAGCUUUUGGGGCCGGAUUUCUCAAGCAGCCAAAAUGGAACAACGCACUUCUAGAGAUGUUCAGAAUUGACUAUGUUGGAAGCUCCCCAUAUAUCACUUGUUCCCCAUCACUCUACCACCACAGACUUGGCCCGAGAGACCGGUUUUUGAUAUUGUCCUCUGAUGGGCUCUAUCAGUACUUCACCAAUGAAGAAGCUAUCUCUGAAGUUGAGGUUUUCACUUCUUCAUUCCCUGAAGGAGAUCCAGCUCAGCAUCUUGUUGAAGAAGUCUUGUUUCGAGCUGCAAAAAAAGCCGGUAUGGAUUUCCAUGAGUUGCUUGAUAUUCCACAAGGAGACCGGCGUCGGUACCACGAUGACGUGUCAAUAAUCAUUAUUUCUUUUGAGGGAAAAAUAUGGCGUUCGUCCGUGUAAAUACUAAUUUAUACACAGACAGAAAGACAAUUUAGUGCACAAGACUCUCGUCAUUCUAAGCUCAAAUGUAUGGUUGUUUCUGUUUUUCCAACUAACGAUGCCUACGUCAAAAUGAAGCAACCUUACUGUUACGCCAAGACCAGCCGCCAAUUUAUACUCAAAUGGGAGAUAAGAAAAUAUUUAUUAAAAAAAAAGAGUUAAUUUCUCUCUUUUUCUGUUCUCUCCAUUUUUUUUUUCUUUUCUUACAAUGUACAGUUUAGGAUUAAUUUUUAAUGAGUUACAGACAGACUGCCUUUUCUGUUUCCCCUUUCGCUAAGAUUGGCCAAUUGAUCUGAUUUCAUUCAUUUGUUAUUUACGGGUU